GCAAGACUGCUGCAUGGUCACCACUGCUGAUUUGAAAUCAUGCCACAUGUGGGCCAACUUUGUAUGAUGAUGAAGCAACAGCCUUAGACGUCAGGCACUGACAAGGGUCAACAGGCUCAUCUGGGAACAAGGGGAAGAGGCAUUUUGCAUUCUCUUCAAGCAGCCUGUGGGGUCCUGAAUAAACACGGGAGCAGAACUUGGACAAAGAGACAUCCUAGGCUGGAGUAGUCAGAGAGGGCUUCCUGGAGGAAGUGAACGGUGUUGUGUAGAUUCACAAUUUGGAGUACCAGAUGGAGAGUAUUCCAAGCUGGGACAACAAAUAACGGAGUCAAUUGAGAGAAAGGUGAAGAGGCACCUUCAGACACCUCAUUUAAUCGUCUCAGCUCUAAGUCGUGUGUCGUGUGCCCGGGAGAAAACAGGCCUCUGGGGAAGCUGCUGCUGCUGCUUGAGGGUCCUAGGAUUAUCGGCUUCUUUGGUUAACAACUACCUCGUCCUGAUACUUGACCAACAUGGAUUUCAGCAAAUGUCUCUACAAUAUUGGGGAACAGCUGGACAGUGAUGAACUGGCCUCCCUCAAAUUCCUGAGCUUGGACUACAUCCCACAGAAGAAGCAGGAGCCCAUCAAGGAUCCCUUGAUGUUAUUCCAGAGACUCCAGGAAAAGAGAAUGUUGGAGGAAAGCAACCUGUUCUUUUUGAAGGAGCUGCUUUUCCGAAUUAAUAGACUGGAUCUGCUGAUGACCUACCUGGACACCAGCAAGGAAGACAUGCAGCAGGAGCUUCAGAUACCAGGCAGAGCCCAGAUCUCUGCCUACAGGGUCAUGCUUUUUCAGAUUUCAGAAGAUGUAAGCAAAUUGGAAUUGAAAUCCUUUAAGUUUCUCUUGAGCCGGGAGAUCUCCAGAUGUAAAUUGGAUGAUGAUUUGAACUUGCUUGAUAUUUUCAUUGAGAUGGAGAAGAGGGUCAUUCUAGGGGAAAGAAAUUUGGACACCCUGAAAAGAAUCUGUGACCAAAUCAACAAAAGCCUGCUGAAGAAAAUCACAGAUUACGAAGAAUUAAACAGAGAGCAAACAAUGAACCUUCAAAGAAGUCUAGAUGAAAUUUCAAAUGAUAUGUCUCAGUUGCCUAUAAGGGAGGGAUCCGUGAAGAUAUUGCCAAUGUCGGACUCUCUAGGAGAACAGGACUAUCAAUCAGAGACAUCGGACAAAGUUUACCGAAUGAAAAGCAAACCUCGAGGAUAUUGUUUGAUCUUCAACAAUUAUGAUUUUAGUGUAGCACGGAGGGAAGUGCCCAAACUUCAGAGCAUUAAGGAUAGGAAUGGAACAGACUUGGAUGCAGAUGCAUUGAGUAAGACCUUUAGUGAGCUUCAUUUUGAGAUAGUGCAUUUCAAAGAUGCUACAGCAAAGAAAAUCUGUGAAGUUCUGCAAUCCUACCAAAGCAUGGACCACAGUAGCAAGGAUUGCUUCAUCUGCUGCAUCCUCUCCCAUGGAGACAAGGGCAUCAUCUAUGGCUCUGAUGGGCAGGAAGCCCCUAUCUAUGAGCUGACCUCUUACUUCACUGGUUCAAAGUGCCCUUCCCUUGCAGGCAAGCCCAAAAUCUUUUUUAUUCAGGCUUGUCAAGGUGAUAAAUACCAGAAAGGAAUAGCUGUUGAGACUGACUCUGAACAGAAGGAAACCUAUUUAGAAAUGGACUCAUCAUAUCAGAAGAGAUAUAUCCCAGAGGAUGCUGACUUUCUGCUGGGGAUGGCCACUGUGAACAACUGUGUUUCCUACCGAAACCCCAUGGAGGGGACAUGGUAUAUACAAUCACUUUGCCAGAGCCUAAGAGAAAGAUGUCCUAGGGGUGAAGAUAUUCUCACCAUCCUUACCGAGGUGAACUUUGAAGUGAGCAAUAAAGAUGACAGGAAAAACAUGGGAAAACAAAUGCCACAACCAACGUUCACACUGAGAAAAAAACUCUUCUUCCCUCCUAAUUGAUGUUAUUGUUCAGUUGCAUAACACUAUGCAUAAUUUAUUUGUUUGUAAAAUGCUGCUUUUUUUUUCUCUUUUUUUUUUUUGGAUGGCAGGAAGGAGAGAGGAUGAGAAUCUGGACAACCUAAUUCCUAGGCAAAUUUAAGCCUAAAUCUCUGGCUUUGCAGUAAUAGCUAGAGAUUUAUAACCAUAGGUAUGAUUUUAAUUUUGAUUCAAUGAAGACGUUUUUUAAACAACUCAGAGUAGGUAAAAAAGGGUUAAAGGUGUCAUUCCAAAGCUUUAACCUGGAACACAGAAUUAAUGGCAGUGCAGAGAUUUUAUAAGGCAUAAGAAGAGGGAGAAUGGAGAAAGCAAUUUCCCAAUUGAGGCCUCAGAAUAAGUGAAUGCUGUUCAAGUACUGGGAGACAAAGUCAAGAAAACCAUAAUCUUCCCCCUUUCUGUGAAAGGGCUGAUUCUUCAUUCCGGGUUCCUAUGAGAAUUUGUCAGAUUUACACUUGCACUAAUUGGAUGUAAUUCUAUGGAGUAGAAUGUGAGGUACAAUUGUUAAAGGGUAUUUUUGGGACUUUUUUUUUUUUUUUAAAGUAAACUCUAUCCCUCUCAUCCCCCCAACCCCCAAUCCCAUGACAUGGGGCUAGAACUCACAACCCCAAGGUCAAGAGUCACACACUCUACCAAAUGAGCCAGCCAGGCACUCCUAAAAGGUAUUGUUUAAAAGGAGACAGCAAGGGCACCUCGGUGGCUCAGUGAUUGAGCGUCUGCCUUUGGCUCAGGUUGUGAUUUUGGGGUCCUGGGAUCAAGUCCCACAUCGGGAUCCCUGAAGGAAGCCUGCUUCUCUCUUUGCCUAUGUCUCUGCUUCUCUCUGUGUGUCUCUUAUGAAUAAAGAAAUAAAAUUUUAAAAUAAAACAGAGAGAGACAGCAGGCCCCAAAUGGAGUCACUUGUGUAAAUAAACCCCAUGUCAGCAAACCAAGACUUAAAUCCUAACUGAAAUGAAGUUUCAGUUCCCCAGGAAGUAAUCUUUAAGCAGUCAGCAUGGAAUUACUUACCUGGUCAGCACUGGUGAAAUAAUCCACUGGACAAAUUCUUUCCAUUCCCCUUAGGAAAGUGACGUAAUGCAAUUUGAUCCUAUUUGGUCUUUAAAUUUACUCAGUUGAAUUUUUAUGCUUUGACUGUAUGCUGGGGGAUGCCAGUGACCCCCUCUCAAAGGACACUAAAGGAGAUUUUUGUUAUCUGACCUAGCUAAAAAAACCCUCAUGUGUAAUGCUCCCACAUCCAACCUGAUGUCUUCUGACUUGUGUGACCUGCCAUCCCAGAAACACAUGAGCCUCCUCUCCUGAGCUAUGAGGAAACCCUGCUUCAGUGGCAAAAGGCACCAUAACUCUGUUUAGAUUUAGAUUUCACAAAAUCUAGGAAUUAUUUUCCUUGUUCUUAUUAUUUAUAAGUACCAUUAAAUCCACUUUUGAGGGGGACGAGGGUGGUUCGGUUUAGCAUCUGCCUCUGGGCUCAGGUCAUGAUCCUGGGGUCCUGGGAUUGAGUCCCACAUAGGGCUCCCCACAGGGAGCCUGCUUCUCCCUUUGCCUAUGUCUCUGCCUCUCUCUGUGUGUCUCAUGAAUAAAUAAAUAAAAUCUUAAAGAAAAAUCCACUUUUGAAAGGACUGAUGUUAAGAGCACAUUAACUUUAUGUUUUUGUACUUCCAGUCCCUCUCUUUCCAAGCCACCCUCUACACUAAUUUAAAGGUUUUUUAAAAUAUAAAUUUGUUAUGUUUUGUUAGGCUGUUUCUAACAUAUAUACAUGUUAGAAUAUAUAUCAUGCUUCUGUAUCACUUGAUACUGACUUGCUUUUUUGCUGAUGGUAUUAUGUUACAUUAAUGUAUUUGCAUUAGCUCUUUCUUUAUGCCUUAAUUUUAUA
Messenger RNA from Nyctereutes procyonoides (raccoon dog), 3870 nucleotides. It is a transcript of the gene CASP8, whose product is annotated as caspase 8. Gene Ontology annotation, molecular function: cysteine-type endopeptidase activity; protein binding. The record is from RefSeq and is a predicted model, not a curated record. Gene Ontology annotation, biological process: proteolysis; negative regulation of extrinsic apoptotic signaling pathway via death domain receptors; apoptotic process. Lineage: Eukaryota; Metazoa; Chordata; Mammalia; Carnivora; Canidae. The coding region runs from base 510 to 1970 and encodes 486 amino acids. The transcript is spliced from 12 exons.